Molecule: messenger RNA, 336 nt
Organism: Guyanagaster necrorhizus
Lineage: Eukaryota; Fungi; Basidiomycota; Agaricomycetes; Agaricales; Physalacriaceae
Exons: 5
Coding region: 1-336 (111 amino acids)
Source: RefSeq, a predicted model, not a curated record
AUGCAAUUCAAGUUUGCUACCUUCGUUGAGGUCGCCUUCUUGGCUUCUUCUGUGGCAGCUAUCUGCCCCGGUUACAACUACGGAAUCAUGGACCUCGGAUAUGACGUCGGCACUGGAACAGAGGGCUACGCCGUGGUGGAUGAUUCUUGCAACCAGGUGGCUGGAGCAAUUACUCACAACGUCUGCGACGAACCGCUGUUCUCCUGCUCUCCGGCGCCUAUCACGAUCACCGCCUUGCAUUAUGGUGGCCAAAACUAUGCCUGCCGAGGCGACGUUAACUCAGGAUCAUGUGACGGUACAGCCGUUCAAGUCUGCUGCCGCAAUGACGGAAACUAA